AUGAGUAGGCAAAACAGUGACUUGAAUCAAGGCAGGAGAGAUUCAGUAUCUGCCUAUGCACGAUUUGAAAGAAUUUUGUUUAAAAAAGGUCGGCGAGAUAGUAGUAUGGGAAUAGGUGGUGACUUUAUGAAUUAUUCAGAAUUUUCUGUAAACUCAUUAUACGAAGUCUUGUUUGAGAAAGAGGAGGAUAGAGGAGAUGGGUUGGAGGAAGAGAAUGCGGGAGAUAGACGAGAUAGAGAAGCAAGAGAUGGCGAUGAAAAUGAGCGUUUACUAUUCAAAUAUAAAGGGUUUAUACCAGUAUCACCAACUUGUCCAAUCACAAUGAAGGAUGUCACUUCGAUAUCAACAGGCACAGUUACAUCGAUUUCAAGUGUCAAGGUGUCAAGGUGUCGAGGUGUCAAGGUGUCGAGGUGUGAAGGUGUCGAGGUGUCGAGGUGUCGAGGUGUCAAUAGUGUCGAGGUGUCGAGAUGUUGA
This is a messenger RNA of Lodderomyces oxycetoniae, 474 nucleotides long. RefSeq lists its product as uncharacterized. The record is from RefSeq and is a predicted model, not a curated record. Bases 1 to 474 code for a protein of 157 amino acids. The transcript has 2 exons. NCBI's taxonomy places the organism in Eukaryota, Fungi, Ascomycota, Pichiomycetes, Serinales, Debaryomycetaceae.